AACUACGCAAGAAGAAUAUUCCUAAAUCCUUUGAAUCAAACCAACCCUUUUUUCACCUUACCCUCUGACUAGGGUUUUUCUUGUUCUCUGGAGGGUUUUAUUCACACAUCAUCCCAAGAUAUUAACUGAAGCUCGAAAAGAUCAAUGGCGGCCUCUGUAAAUUUCCGGUCAACCACUCGAGGCUGAAAUGAUCCACUGACAUGCUAAGUUCUGGACAUCGAUUAUUCGAGGAGCUUUGAGUAAAAAAGAAGUGAUUUUUAAUUUUGUGGUGGGCUUGAUGGAAGCUGGGGUUGGGGUGGACGGCGGCUCCGCCACGAGGAAGUUGCUCCAGCACCACCGCGCGCGGCCGCCGCAGCAACAGCAUCAGCCGCAGAUAUCGCAGAUUGGGACGGUCCCGCAGCUCCUCGCCGGCGGCAUAGCUGGGGCUUUCAGCAAGACUUGUACUGCGCCUCUAGCUCGCCUCACCAUUCUUUUUCAGGUGCAAGGCAUGCAUUCAAACAUUUCAAGUAUGAGCAAACCUAGUAUAUGGCGUGAGGCAGCACAUAUAUUCAAUGAAGAAGGUUUUAGAGCCUUUUGGAAAGGGAAUUUGGUUACUAUAGCUCAUCGUCUUCCUUAUUCUGCCGUCAACUUUUAUUCGUAUGAACAGUACAAGAGGAUUUUAAGAUCAGUUCCAGGUCUUGAUGGGCAAGGGAAGAAUGCACAUGGAGAUGUUUUUGUGCAUUUUGUGGGUGGUGGCUUAGCUGGGAUUACAGCUGCUUCUGCCACAUAUCCUUUGGAUCUUGUUCGGACAAGACUUGCUGCACAGAGGAAUGCAAUUUACUAUCAAGGAAUAAGGCAUGCCCUUCAUACCAUCUGCAGAGAUGAAGGUUUCUUUGGCCUGUACAAAGGACUUAGAGCAACAUUAUUGGGUGUUGGACCGAGUAUAGCUAUAAGCUUUUCAGUUUACGAGAGUUUGAGAUCGUUUUGGCAUUCUCAAAGGCCCAAUGAUUCGGCAGUUUUGGUCAGCCUUGCUUGUGGCAGUCUUUCUGGCAUUGCUUCAUCAACAGCAACAUUUCCUUUGGACCUCGUGAGGCGGAGAAUGCAAUUGGAAGGUGCAGCUGGUCGAGCCCGAGUGUACAAUACUGGAAUUUUCGACGCAUUCAAACACAUUGUCCGAACAGAAGGCUUUCAUGGCUUGUACAGAGGAAUCAUGCCCGAGUACUACAAGGUUGUACCGAGUGUAGGGAUCGUUUUCAUGACUUACGAGACAUUAAAGAAGCUACUUUCACACGGCCCUUUCAGUUAGUUUGCGCACCCCUUUUUUUUUUUUUUUAGGUAGCAAA
Striga asiatica is the source of this 1322-nucleotide messenger RNA. NCBI's taxonomy places the organism in Eukaryota, Viridiplantae, Streptophyta, Magnoliopsida, Lamiales, Orobanchaceae. The record is from the annotation of a GenBank genome assembly.